AUGUCACCCAGAGCACCUCUCGCUGUGGUUUCCCUCGUCCUCAUCGCUGGAGCUCUUCUUCUGAUGCUUCUGGUUGUAAUCGGUGGUGCUGUUGACAAAAAUCCAACCAAUCAAUUCUACUUCCUCCAGGCCGAUACUUCCGCCAUCCCAGGCGCUCCGGCUACCUCCAGAUGGACUUUCUGGAAUACCUGCGGUGACACCAACGGACGCAAUGCUUGCCCGCACGUACAUCCAGCAUAUGCAUUCGAUCCCCAGAAGAACUUUGGCACUACCAAGGGACUGCCGGCUUCCCUCAUCAAGCAUUCGGACAAGUACUAUCUAGAAACGCGAUUCAUGUUCGCCUUUGAGUUCAUCGCCCUCUUCUUCUCUGCUUGCGCCCUCGUCCUUGGUCUCCUUGCCCUGUUCAGCCGCGUUGGCAGCUUCCUUACCGGCGCUCUCUGCUCGGUCGGCCUCUUCUUUCAAACCAUUACGGCCGCGUUGAUGACUGCUGCAUUCGUGCAAGGCCGCGACGCAUUCAGAUCUGCCGGCACAACCGCAACUCUUGGGAAAUACAAUUUUGGCUUCAUGUGGGCAGCCGUAGCAUGCCUCUUCCUCGCCAUGGUCUUCCUUUGCGUGGGCGGCGCGACGUCCAGUUCAGGUGGCAGGAAAAAGUCCGGAGGAGGCCGAUUCGGGAGACAGAAGAGCUCAAGGAGCCGAGGUAGCUUCAUCGACAAGGAGACGGCAGUGGAUGGUACCAAUGGUGUUGAUGGUGUUGAUGGUGACCGUUCAUCAUUUGUCCGCGCAUAA
Letharia columbiana is the source of this 786-nucleotide messenger RNA. RefSeq lists its product as uncharacterized. The transcript has 4 exons. The record is from RefSeq and is a predicted model, not a curated record. The coding region runs from base 1 to 786 and encodes 261 amino acids. Gene Ontology annotation, cellular component: cell cortex; membrane raft; plasma membrane. Gene Ontology annotation, biological process: septin cytoskeleton organization; fungal-type cell wall organization; cortical actin cytoskeleton organization. Lineage: Eukaryota; Fungi; Ascomycota; Lecanoromycetes; Lecanorales; Parmeliaceae.